AUGGGCUUGAAAGAAAAUAAUGCCUUGGAAUUUCACAGCACUGGAUUUGACCAUCGUCCUGUAUAUAGGACAACCUGUAAACUCAAAGAAAAUAAGUUUCAUGCCUGUAUUUUUAAUCCUUGUAAAAAUGGUGGGACCUGCAAGAUAAAAAAUGGAAAAGUGGUUUGUGAUUGUCGAAAUUCUUACUCAGGAGAGAAAUGCGAUCAAGAUGCUUGCACUCCAAAUCCUUGUAAGAACGGCGGGAUUUGCAAAAUACAAUACGAAAAAGCUGUUUGCUAUUGUCCGGAUCCUUUUGUGGGAGAUUUAUGCGAAAAAGAUCGUUGUACUUCAGAUCCUUGUAAAAAUGGCGGCACGUGCAAGAUAAAAGAUGGAAAAGUAGUUUGCAAUUGUCCAGAUCCUUACUCAGGAGACACGUGCGAAAGUGAUCCAUGUUCUUCAGAUCCUUGCAAGAAUGGUGGUACAUGCAAGGUAAGAGGCGAGAAAGCGGUUUGUUAUUGCCCAGAUCUUUAUUCAGGAGAAAGGUGUGAAACUGAAUGCAAAUGCGAAAAUGGAUGGUGCCGAAGAGAUGUUGCUACAGAUGCCUAUUCUUGCAACUGCCAUUCAGAAUUUGGACUGUAUGCGGAGGGUGUUUGCAAAGCUUGUAAUUGUGGCAAAGAUUCCAACUGCACUUUUGAUAGAAGAGGAAAUGAAGUCCAGAAAUUCUGCAUCUGUCCUAAGGGAUUUGAAGAAAAGCAUGGAAUCUGCAAUGAUAUUGAUGAUUCCUGGAAGAUGUAUGUAGUACUUCUCAUAGCAAUUGUAACAUUGGUCAUCAUCGUACGCUUAUUAUGCUGUUGCCAACCGAUUAAAAAAGCCUACAUCCUUGGUUUUUCCGAAGAUGAUGCUCUGCCCUGUCAUCGCGAGCAACGAAUGACACGACGUUAAUGGAAAGACUAAAAAUAACUUCUAACUGUGACUGAAUCUUUUUAAUGUCACUGAAGAACACAAAAUUUUCAGACAUUCAUCAUGUUUUUUUAUCAUUAUAUGGAGAAAUGUUUUUAGCCUAUUGUUCUGUGAAAUCAUUAAAUAUUAAUUUCAACUUGAACAAGUUUAAUAAAUGAUUGUGC
Molecule: messenger RNA, 1103 nt
Organism: Stegodyphus dumicola
Lineage: Eukaryota; Metazoa; Arthropoda; Arachnida; Araneae; Eresidae
Biological process (GO): Notch signaling pathway
Molecular function (GO): calcium ion binding; Notch binding
Source: RefSeq, a predicted model, not a curated record